AUGGCGUUUAACAAAUACACCAACUUCCAGUACAACCGGAACUUCAAUGGAAACUUUAAUUAUGGCAAUGGUCACGGAAGCGGCUACCAAACCUCAAUGGAUCAUCACGAAAAUAAACGUGCCGGACAAACACCAAAAAAUAAGCGACAUAAUUCAAAUAUCAAUGCAUCAGCAAAGCAUCACAAAGAAGAGCUGUCAAGAACACGACCAAGAAACAUUGUAAAUGUGGGAGAACCGACACGCGUCUCGAGCAAGAAAUACCCUCUAUAUAAGCCGCGACGAGCCCAAUCAAAUCGCAAUUCGGAGACACAGCAAGAUAUAAUUGGGCUCAAAGUUUUCAUACACAAAGAUAUGGCGAAAGGAUUUGUUGUCGUGUUGAGACCGAUUCAGUUGGCGUCAGUGUUUUGA
Messenger RNA from Ambispora gerdemannii, 408 nucleotides. The record is from the annotation of a GenBank genome assembly. Lineage: Eukaryota; Fungi; Glomeromycota; Glomeromycetes; Archaeosporales; Ambisporaceae.